This is a messenger RNA of Paramecium pentaurelia, 1736 nucleotides long. NCBI's taxonomy places the organism in Eukaryota, Ciliophora, Oligohymenophorea, Peniculida, Parameciidae. The record is from the annotation of a GenBank genome assembly.
AUGAUUAUCAUACUCUUAUUAAUCAAAGUGAUCUGUAUAUUUCCUAAUACUUAAUUUUAUAAAGAUUAAUAAAUAUCUUUAUACCCAACUGUAGGAGAAUUUUAUGAAUACUAUUUGGAGAGUUUGUUAUAAGAAUCUUAAUUAAUUUGCAAAAUGCAUCCUUAAAUUCCAAAUGUGUAAUUAAUCAAUUAAUGUGAAGAAAUAUACUAAAUUUAAGGACAAUGUAAAUUAUUAAGAUUAUUAUUAUAGAAUUUAUUUCAAUGUCGUCAAAUAAUACACAUUUUAGUACAUUAUCUAAUAAUAAUGAAAUAAUUAUAUAUGAAUGGAAGAAUUAAAUGAUUCAAUAGGUUGGAGUAUCUGUAUUAAUUGAUCCUUUGUAUAAUUGUUUUAAUAUAAAUUUGUUUUUAAAUUAGAAAAUUUUGGUGGAUUGCUAUUAUAACAAUGAAGUCUUAUUAAUUCAAAUAAUAGAUUCAUAAUCAAUAAUUGCUUAUUAAAUAUCAUCAAAUUUACCUAAUUCAACUAAAAUAUAAUCAAUUGUAAAUGGAACAAAUAUAUUUAUUGUAUAUGCCUAAUAUUUUAAGAAAUAUUCAAUACUUACACUAUUUUCAUCAUCAUUUUAAAAUUUAAGUAGCUUAAAUAACUAAUUUAUCGAUUUUGAUAUACCAAUCACAAUAAGUCCAAAUAUUUAUGCAAUUACUUUCCAAAACAUUCUCUAAUUAUCCAUAUCUUAAGAUUAUUAAUUUAAUUUGAUUUAUAAUUUUAGCUAUGAUGGUAUGAGUAAUUUUAAAACUAUUAAUGUUUUUUAUAAUUUAUGGAGUUAUUCCUAAUGUGAUUAAAUAUAGUUAUCAUAUUUAAAAUUAUCAAAAAUAAAAAAAUCGCUAUUAUUAGGAUGUUAGAAUAUAAUAAUAACAAUAAAUUAAGGACUUCUUAAUUAAUUUAGUCAGCCUAUAUUAAAAAUACUUUAAAGUGACUAAUUUAUAAUAUGUUAAUUCAUUGAUAAAAUAUUGAUUAAACAAUAAAAAACAAAAGAACAAUUUACAUAUAAUCUAACUAUUUAAAACAAUUCCCUUUUAUAUUUCAACUCUGAUAAUCAAUUAUUUUUAUUUAAUUAAGAAAUUAAAGUUUAUCAAAUUAAAUAUACAUCUUUUUCAAUUAACUUAACUACUUAAGAAAAUUCAAGAUUAAAUUAUACUUUCUAACUUAUUUGCAAGAACAUUAGUAAAGGAAAUUAAAUUUAUACUUACUCUAACUUUUACCUUUAAGUAUUAUCUUAGAAUGAUACAAAUAUAUAUGUAAUGUAUAAUUAAGAUUUCCCAUUCUAAUAGUCUUCUUUAAACUAUGAACCCAUAAAUCCUUUUUAUAAUUUUUCAGGUCAACUAUUACAAUAUAACCAAAACUAAGAUGAACCCUAUUUUAAUUUUAAAUUAAUAACUUUUUAAAAUGUUGGUGAAAUUAUUUAGAGUUAUUAAUUUUUAUCAUUUAUUUCAAUGAACUAUCCUUUCGUUUCAAGAUAAUAUUUAAUAGGAUAUAUUAAUUAGUCACUUAAUCUACUGUCUUGCUUUUACAAAAGCACAAUUCAAUCAUACUAAUUCACUACAUUAAGUUCAAUUAAUAUUUCUGUAAAUGCAAGUUCUUUAUAAGUUGCCUAUAGUAUUNUAUUAUCUUUAAUAGUAUUAUUAUUAUUAGAUUCUAAUUUUAUAAAUCUAUUCUAAAAAAGCUAUUUUACUUGUGAGUGA